Fusarium poae is the source of this 891-nucleotide messenger RNA. RefSeq lists its product as uncharacterized. NCBI's taxonomy places the organism in Eukaryota, Fungi, Ascomycota, Sordariomycetes, Hypocreales, Nectriaceae. The record is from RefSeq and is a predicted model, not a curated record. The transcript has a single exon. Bases 1 to 891 code for a protein of 296 amino acids.
AUGAAGGCUGUUUUCGCUCUCACAGUUGCCAUCCUCGGCGCUGAGGUUUAUGCCUUUCCCCAGUUUAUUCCUCCCAAGUCCAACUACGCCCUUCGUCCAGGCACUACCAGCAACAAGGAGGACAGCAACACCAACAACAAAUUUGCCCCCGCGCCCAACAAGCAUGCUGCUGGCUCAGCCAUCAAGUUCUCCCCCAACCAGUCCGGCAACAACAAGGGCAAGGACACUGUGCCUGGCUUUGUAGCUGUCAAGGGUGGUUCAGCCAGCAAGCGUGCUGUCGAUGAGGAUGAUGACGAUACCUACGAUGUCCCCAAGGGAUCUCAGGAUGAUGACAGCGGUGAUGAUGGAGUCAUGUUCACUACCUUUGCUGCUCCUCAUGCCAAGAUCGGUACCAUCAAGAAGGAGGAGAGCUCCGGCAACGACGACGCUGCUGACGAUGAUGAGCCUGCUGCUGCGGCUGAUGAUGACGCUCCUGCUACCAAGGAGCGCAAGUUCAAGGCUCCCAGCACCAAGAAGCAGAAUGGCAAGAAGCAGAAGCACACUGGUGAUGAUGAUUCAGCCACCAAGGCUACUCCCUCUCCUACCAAGAGCAAGUCUGAGGACAAGCCCAAGGCCACUGGCUCCACCAAGUCCGACGACAAGGCAGCCAAGAAGGCCGCCAAGGACGCCAAGAAGGCUGAGAAGAAGAAGGGCUCUGACGAUGAUGACUCUGCUUCCAAGACACACAAGGAACAUCACCACAAGACUACCGCCACUCCUUCUGCCAGCAAGAAGAAGCACUCUGGCAGCGACGAUGCUUCCACCAAGGUUGAACACUCCAAGCCAACCACCACGAGCAAGAACCAGGCCAAGACCGAGGCUCACAAGAAGCACGUUUCCAAGCACUCUUAG